AUGUGGACUCGACCCAAUCGGGAAACCAACUCCCCUCCCACUGAGCCACCAAAUACCAGUUACAACACACACCACGUAUGCCCUGUUUUUCUAGGCGCAUCCAUAUCCUACGAGGUUCGAGGUGGUUGCAUGAUGCCGGAAAGUAUGGGGUGAGUUCUACACUGCUCGCCAAAAAUAGGCUGCCUGCUAAUAAUCGCGUAGUCCGAUAGCCUCAGCCGUUGUGCUUCCUGAUCUGGAGCCGCAGUCAGUGCCAGAGCCAGAUCAAGCAGCUUCCCAGUCGCCAAGCAUAAAGCGACGACAGUCAACAGACGACGGGCAACCUUCCAAACGUCCUCGAAUAUCUCAAGAGCUUAAUGCUACAUCUCCUACGCAAAUAUCACCGAAACCGAAAUUGGAGGAGCCCGUAGAGAAAAAGCUAUCCGAUCCAGCGCAAGACCGACGAAAGAGCAGAGUCCAAGAAGAAAAGAAACGAGGACAGAGAUUAUUUGGCGGCUUGUUAAGUACAUUGAGCCAGAGCACUUCAAAUGGCCAGCAGAAACGACGACAGGAGAUUGAGAAGAGACAGCAGGAAAGGGCUAAACAACAGAAGGCCGAGGACGAAACACGAAGGGCUCGCAAGCGUGAGAGUAUAUUGGCCACGCGAAAGGUCGAGCAAAUCAAAUACGACGAAGCAUCGGUAGGUUAAAUCCAUUCUAAUAAAUUUGGUUUGUGUUAAUUAUUUAAUAGAUGAAGACGCGGCACUCCAAUAUGUUGGCAAUGGCACACUCCCUAUGUACUACUACCGAACCAAAGUUGGUAAGUCCUCAAAUCCCAGGCGCCUGAUUAUCCAGUAUUAACACCAUACAGUAUUACAAGCCAUGGGAGUUGUUACCACAAGAAGAAGAACGAAUCAAAGCCCAGGUUGCCGAAGCAGAAAAUAAUAUCAGGCGAGAAGAAGAAGAUUUUUACGCUCGACAUCCAGAACUGUCAAGGAGAAGGUCUUCGAUAAUAGACAAAGCUAACAUCACGUCUACAGAGACGGUGGGUGAGCCUCAACAUGAGCCUCCAUCCGUUUCUAAAGCUAUUGAUACUACUAAUGAUAACCCCGCAAAAAACACUGAAGCACAGGUCAUUUCCCAGAAGCAAUCUUCAGAUGAUCACAAUAGUGAAGUAGUUGUGGAGAAUGAGGAGGAUACAGUUAUUUACUGAUUUGAUGACCUCAAGCUUUGUUGUAGAGGGUUCUUAUAUGGCGUACAGGCCUUUUCAGCGAAAUUCACAGGGGCUCAAUCGGAUUUGAGCAAUUGAUAUCCUUAUUCUUUUGUACUCAAGGCAAACCGGAGAUGUUUUUACAGAUAUGGCUCUGGUUCAUAGCGGGUUGACUGAUCCUUAGUUGGACGAUCGUGGGUUGAUCUGAAUUGUAGUGCAUUUUCAUCAAGUAUUCCAAAUUAGCUGCCAAGGAAUCGUUCUCGUCUGUUCAA
Messenger RNA from Hymenoscyphus albidus, 1457 nucleotides. The record is from the annotation of a GenBank genome assembly. NCBI's taxonomy places the organism in Eukaryota, Fungi, Ascomycota, Leotiomycetes, Helotiales, Helotiaceae.